AUGGCAUUCUAUGAAAAAUCCCUUGUGUCAGUAAUAGAGAAUAUCAAUUCCACGCUUCGCUCAGCACAGCUCAAUGAGCGCACAUGGACACGUGAAACCAAAACUCUACUGCAACUGGCGAGCGAAUUUGUCAACCUCCGAACGCGUCAAAC
This is a messenger RNA of Sphaeroforma arctica JP610, 152 nucleotides long. RefSeq lists its product as hypothetical. The record is from RefSeq and is a predicted model, not a curated record. Lineage: Eukaryota; Ichthyosporea; Ichthyophonida. The transcript has a single exon. The annotation marks the transcript as partial.